GACGAUAUCUAAAAAGAAAUUAGACAGAGACAAAAAUGGCUGCGCCCAUUGAUUCAGCAAGUGUUGGUCAAAACCAAAACAUCAUUGAUGAUUUAGAAUCUUCCUUCUUGAAUUGUUUGUCACUGUUGACCACCCAGGAACAGAUCAAUGUUCAAGAUUCAGAGGAAACAAAAACAAGUAUAGAAAAUGCUAUGCAGAGAUUCCUGGAGUUAUCUCGACAAACAGAGGCUUUCUUCCUGAGAAAGAAAAUGCUGAUCUCCUACCAGAAGCCUGAACAACUAUUGAUUGAUGACAUAGAUAACCUAAAAGCUGAGUUGGCUAGGAAAGAGGCGUUGUUGGAGAAGCAUACCGAGAGGUUGAAGCGAUGUCAGAUAAUUCUGCAGCAGCAAGGUGCAGCGCCUGGUCAGCCCGUGCAGCAACCUCAUCCUGCCCCAACACAGCCAAGCAUGCAGCCGCCUCAGUCACAUCCUGUACCGCAACAACCACAUAUGGCUCAGGGAGGGCCAUUACCACAGUACCCAUCUCAUCACAUGCAACAGAUGCCUUCACAGGGACCAGGGUUACCCCAGUAUCAAGGAUACUCGGGCUCCAUGCACCCGCAGUCAAUGCCAGGACCACCUCCACCCAUGCAAUCUCAUCAAGUCCCAAUGGGACAAAGACCGCAAGCCCCACCUUCAUACCCACAAGGACCUUUAGCAUAUCUGGAACAAACUACAUCAAAUAUAGGGCUUCCUGAUAGAAGAUAGAAAAACAAAAAUUCUCAGAACAUUCAAAUGAUAAGAACAGCUGAGCCAAAUUACAUAAAGAAUAAAUAGAUGAUUCUAGGACACUUCUGCAUUAAGCAACAAAUUUUGAUAGUGCAAUGAUAUUAUAUGAAAGUGCAAAUAUAUACUGAAUCCUGA
This is a messenger RNA of Mercenaria mercenaria, 902 nucleotides long. Its product is annotated as mediator of RNA polymerase II transcription subunit 28-like. The transcript has 4 exons. Gene Ontology annotation, cellular component: mediator complex. The coding region runs from base 36 to 746 and encodes 236 amino acids. The record is from RefSeq and is a predicted model, not a curated record. NCBI's taxonomy places the organism in Eukaryota, Metazoa, Mollusca, Bivalvia, Venerida, Veneridae.